Messenger RNA from Eurypyga helias (sunbittern), 633 nucleotides. Its product is annotated as cytochrome P450 2U1-like. The record is from RefSeq and is a predicted model, not a curated record. The transcript has a single exon. Gene Ontology annotation, molecular function: heme binding; iron ion binding; oxidoreductase activity, acting on paired donors, with incorporation or reduction of molecular oxygen, reduced flavin or flavoprotein as one donor, and incorporation of one atom of oxygen. NCBI's taxonomy places the organism in Eukaryota, Metazoa, Chordata, Aves, Eurypygiformes, Eurypygidae. Gene Ontology annotation, biological process: xenobiotic metabolic process. Gene Ontology annotation, cellular component: intracellular membrane-bounded organelle; cytoplasm. The annotation marks the transcript as partial.
GUGUUAUUUUUGCACCUUACGGCCCUGUCUGGAGGCAGCAGAGGAAAUUCUCUCUCGCGACGUUGCGUCAUUUUGGAGUAGGAAGACACAGCUUAGAGCCUAAAAUCAUUGAGGAGCUGAAGUUUAUCAAGGAGGAGAUGCUGAAGCAUGGAAAGGAUUCCUUUAAUCCCUUUCCGAUCAUUCGCAACGCGGUGUCCAACGUCAUCUGUUCCAUGGCCUUCGGCAGGCGUUUCAACUACGAGGAUGUCGAGUUCAAGACGAUGCUGAAGAACAUGGCCCGCGCGCUCGAGCUGAGCGUCAACAGCUACAUGAUCCUGGUCAACAUUUGCCCGUGGCUGUACUACCUUCCCUUCGGGCCUUUCCGGGAACUUCGGAAAACAGAAUUAGAUAUUACCGCUUUUCUGAAGAAAAUAAUUGCGCAGCACAGGGACACACUGGAUGCGGCAAAUCCCAGGGACUUCAUCGAUAUGUACUUCAUUCACGCGGAAGAAGAGAAGGACAACAAGGAGAGCAGUUUUAAUGAAGACUACCUGUUUUUUAUCAUCGGGGACCUCUUCAUCGCAGGCACAGACACUACGUCCAACACGCUGCUGUGGUGCCUGCUCUACAUGUCUCUCUACCCGGAAGUACAAG